GCAGAUAAACAAAUGUUCAAAUUUGGAGUUAAAAGUAUUGAAAAAAGAGAAGACGAAGUAAUGGUUAAGCUAUUAUACACCCCGAGAGCUCAUACAAUGCUUAAAAAAUUAGGCAAUUUACCCAUUGCAUAUUUAAGAUUAGCGGUGGAGGAUGAUUGUGAAUUACAUAUACUAAGAAAUCUGUAUCAACGCUAUACAUUUAAUUUAAAGGAUGAUGAAGGAGAAAGUUUACAAAUGGUGAAAGAUAGUACAGAAGGUAGGCUAAUGAUAAGUGAUGGAAGAGAAACGGAGAAAAUCGUGAUGCAGCAGCAGCAGCAGCAACCACCACAGCAGACGUCGAUAAGUGAAAAAAGAAAAGUAAAUUUUGUAUUUCCAAACAACGAAGAAAAAUGCAACAAAAAAAAAUUAUUGGAAAGUAGGAUGAAUAAACCAUGUUCAACAAUGACGCAGAAGCAGCCGCAAUCGCCACCAAACGAAUUAGUAGAAGUGUAUGAUGAUGAUGCAUUUGAUUUUAACAGCCAAAAAUAUUCAUUGCAAGAAUUGUAAUUUGUUCGUAAUUGAAUA
Messenger RNA from Agrilus planipennis (emerald ash borer), 564 nucleotides. RefSeq lists its product as uncharacterized. The coding region runs from base 13 to 546 and encodes 177 amino acids. The transcript is spliced from 2 exons. Lineage: Eukaryota; Metazoa; Arthropoda; Insecta; Coleoptera; Buprestidae. The record is from RefSeq and is a predicted model, not a curated record.